AAAAGAAGAGGCACACACAGCUGAGAAAUUGUGAAAUUCUCUCUUAACAUUGCCUACUACACAGAGCCAUUGCCAGUCUUUUGUUGAAUUUAAUUAAGCAUGAGUGGUGUUCCCAAGAGGCCUCACGAUGAGGUCGGUGGUAGCGGCGGCGGUGCUGCUGCUGCUGCUGGGCAUUCCUCCGGUGCUUCUAAGUAUCCGCAUGAAGAUUCCGGCAAUGCAUUUGCUGGGAAAUUGAACCCAUCGUCGUCUUCAGCACCAGUUCCAUCUUCGGUGGUUGCUAAUGAAUAUCAUUCCCAUCCUCCGCAUUCGCAUAAUCAUUCGACUUUUGAAUUGGGUCCUGGCCCCAAGAUCCCUCGCCCCGAACUACGGGAUUCGGAUAAGAGAUCGCCACUUAUAUCGAUGUACAGAAUGCAGGAUUCACAGCAUUCGGAUCAUCCUGGUGGUGGUUCGGAUGCAAAGGGUGAUCCUGCCAAGGGGGAGAGGGAUUCGCAAAAGGGUUUCGAGAGUAGGGGUGAAGAUGGUAUUAGUACUAACAGCAAUAAAGAAGUGAAAUUUGACGGUGAUUCGAAGAUGGAGAAGGAGGGUUUUGGUUCGGGAAAUGUUAGUCAUUUAAAUUGGAAAGAAUCCAAGGAGUAUCAUCGAGGGAAACGUUAUUCGGAAACCCCAGGCGGGAAUGUAGACCCCUGGGUUAUGUCACGGCCUAAUUUGCAUGGUACAGGUGAGGUGGGAAAGGAGAGUCUGGCCCCUGCGGAUGACAGGGAGUACCUGGAAACGCAUGAGGCUGUUGGGGAAAAUAAGGUUGAUUUGAAGGUCGAGGAUAAGUUCAAGGACAAGGACAGGAAGAGGAAAGAUGCAAAGCAUAGGGAUUGGGGGGAAAGGGAUAAGGAGAGGAGUGAUCGCCGGAAUAACAACUUGCAAGUAGGUAAUAGCAGUGGUGAGGGUAAAGAUUUGAGUAGGGAAGAAAGAGAAGCAGAGAGGUGGGAGAGAGAGAGGAAGGAUGUCUCAAAAGACAAAGAAAGGCCAAAAGAGAGGGAAAAGGAUCAUAGUAAGAGAGAAGCAUGGAAUGGAGUGGAGAAAGAUGGUCUGCAUAGUGACAAAGAAGUGGUCGAUGGAUCUGUGAGAAUGUCUGAGCAGGAAAGUCCAGCUUCGGAGCAAAAGAAACAAAAAGAAUUUGAUGGCUGGAAGAAUGUUGAUAGGGAAGCUAGGGAUAGAAGAAAAGAAAGGGAUGCUGAUGCAGAAGGUGAUAGACCUGAAAAACGCAGUAGGGUUUAUGACAGAGAGUCAGAUGAUGGUUGUGCAGAUGUUGAAGGGGGUACAGACAGGGAAAGAGAAGUUUUCAAUCAUGGAGUUCAUCGUAAGAGGAUGCUUCGCCCGAGGGGAAGUCCUCAAAUGGCAAAUCGUAGGUCUCGUGCUCAGGAUGUCGAAGGGUCUCAAGUUGCAGGUAAACCUGAAGUAUCCACUGUUGUUUAUAAAGUCGGUGAAUGCAUGCAAGAACUGAUAAAAUUGUGGAAGGAAUAUGAAUCAUCUCAAGCUGAUAAAAAUGGUGAAAGCUCUUCUAAUGGUCCUACUUUAGAAAUCCGAAUACCAGCUGAGCAUGUUACUGCUACGAAUCGCCAAGUCAGAGGCGGCCAAUUAUGGGGGACAGAUAUAUACACUGAUGACUCAGAUCUUGUUGCUGUUCUCAUGCAUACGGGCUAUUGUCGCCCAACGGCUUCUCCUCCUCCACCUGCUAUUCAGGAGCUACGUGCUACCAUCCAGGUGCUACCUCCACAAGAUUGCUACAUUUCUACACUGAGAAACAAUGUCCGAUCCCGUGCUUGGGGGGCUGCAAUUGGUUGUAGCUACCGUGUCGAACGGUGCUGCAUUGUGAAGAAAGGAGGCGGGACCAUUGGUCUUGAACCUUGUCUAACACAUACAUCAACUGUGGAGCCUACUCUUGCUCCAGUGGCUGUUGAGCGUACAAUGACUACAAGGGCAGCUGCUUCGAAUGCGUUGCGGCAACAAAGAUUUGUACGAGAAGUCACAAUACAGUACAACUUAUGUAAUGAACCUUGGAUUAAAUACAGCAUAAGCAUUGUUGCUGACAAAGGCCUAAAGAAGCCCCUUUAUACAUCUGCACGCUUGAAGAAGGGAGAAGUUUUGUAUUUAGAAACACAUUCCCGCAGGUAUGAACUGUGUUUUAUUGGAGAGAAGAUGGUCAAAGCUACAACAGCAUUGCAUGGACAUGAAACAGAGACAGAGAAAUCUCAGACUCAUAGCUUGCAUUCAACAAAUGGUGAACGAAAUUCAACUGAUGGUGAUAACAUUAUGAUUGAUGUAUUCCGCUGGUCUCGUUGUAAGAGGGCCCUUCCCCAAAAAGUCAUGCGUUCACUGGGAAUCCCACUGCCCCUCGAACAUUUAGAGGUCUUGGAGGAGAAUCUCGACUGGGAGGAUGUGCAGUGGUCCCAAACUGGCGUUUGUAUAGCUGGAAAGGAAUAUGCGCUUGCUCGAGUUCAUUUCCUAUCUCCAAAUUAGCAUAGACCCUUGGUGUUUCUUUUUCCCUACAAUACAAUGUUUGUGCAAAUAACCCAUCCCAUUUGGCGCUGUUUUUUUGGUGUUGCUAGGCUAAUAGCUGUUCCUGUUUUAUGAAUGCUCACUUACUAGGACAGUAGUAGGGAAACUUUGGAGGAUGUACAAAUAUUUAGAUUAUAAAUGUUAUGGGUUAAGUUAUGUAAAUUAGAUCUGCUGUUUAAUUUGUUAUUAUGAAAUGAAUGUUGUUCCUACAA
Molecule: messenger RNA, 2765 nt
Organism: Vitis riparia (riverbank grape)
Lineage: Eukaryota; Viridiplantae; Streptophyta; Magnoliopsida; Vitales; Vitaceae
Exons: 12
Coding region: 100-2514 (804 amino acids)
Source: RefSeq, a predicted model, not a curated record